This is a messenger RNA of Rhinichthys klamathensis goyatoka, 933 nucleotides long. RefSeq names its product probable transmembrane reductase CYB561D1 (gene cyb561d1). The record is from RefSeq and is a predicted model, not a curated record. The transcript has 3 exons. The coding region runs from base 211 to 927 and encodes 238 amino acids. Gene Ontology annotation, molecular function: transmembrane monodehydroascorbate reductase activity. NCBI's taxonomy places the organism in Eukaryota, Metazoa, Chordata, Actinopteri, Cypriniformes, Leuciscidae.
GUAUCACUGACUGUCACACCAACCACUAAACAGGAAUAACAGCUUAUCUUUUUUUUAAACGGAGUUGUAAUGUUAUGCAUUUCGGUUCUAGAAGCCCUGGAUAAAUCUGGUUUGGUGAAGCUCAGUGGGGAUGACACUUAAGAGACACAUUUUCUGUUGUGUAACGUUAACUUGGGCUUAAAUGUAAGUAUUGAGGUGAGUUGCUGAGGAAUGCCGCUCGAGACGCGCUCGUCGUCGCGUGUGGAGUACAGCGCGGUUGGAGAGGGACUCGGGAUGCGGGACUUCUGGCUCUAUGUGUGGCUGCGCAGAGUGUCUGUGGUCGCUGCGCACAUCAUUUCCCUCGGCCUGAUCAUUAUCAUUUCCAUACUGUCCAGACCAGGAACAAGUCUUUUCUCUUGGCAUCCCGUCUGCAUGUCACUUGGGUUUUGCCUGUGUAUGACUGAAGGGAUCCUGCUUUUCUCCGCUGAGGGAAACCCGUUCUGCUUCAAAUCCCGUAAGUGGAAGGUCCGCCUGCACUGGUUCUUUCAGGCCCUGCUGCUGGUGUGUGGCGCUACAGGAUUCGGCUUCAUGGUGGCCAGUAAGAACAUAAAGGAGCAUUCGCACUUCACCUCCUGGCACAGCCUGCUGGGAGUCACUACGAUGGCUGCUACUGUCCUGCAGGCCAUGUGUGGCGUCUUUCUCCUGUUCCCCAAACUCAUCAGCACUUACUCGUUUCCUCGGUGGAGACUGUAUCACGCCACCUGUGGUCUGGUGGCCUACCUGCUGGCCACCGUCACGGUCAUGUCAGCCAUGUUUACAGACUGGUUUCAGGCCUCGGUGACAGGCCCUAUCUGGUAUAUCUUCCUACUCCUCCCACUUUUUCCCGCCUUAGUGGUGAUGAACCAAAUCACUAGUGCCUUCCUGCCCAAAAAGAAGAUUACUAGUUGAAAACUA